AUGGGGCUCAGGGAGGCCAAGCAUCCUAGGCCCGGCGAAGUGGGGUCGGCCGGGCCUGCGUGGAGAUGGGGCGAGGAGCGAACCCCACGGGCCGUGGGGGGGGGGCUGCCCGGGGGUGGGGAGCGCGCCCCCUUCUCCGCCCCGGUGGUCCUUGCCCAGCCCACCCCCAGCUUCCACCCUCGACUAACCCCGGGAACGCCCGAAAGCGUCCCCCAUCAAUCUCUCCCUCCCUCGCUCGCUCGCUCCCGGGCGGCCGCGGGCACCGGCAGGGCGGGAAGGAGGGGGUACCGGGGGACUCGGUGCCGGAGGAGGACGACGCCGGGGUGCGUGGGGGGAGAGAGCCCGAGUACAGCAAGUGAGAGACGAGGGGGCGCGGGCGGCCGGGGUCACGCGCGCCGGCAGAGCCGGGAAGCGGCCUCGGUGAGUAACACCGUUGCUAUGGCGACGUGGCCGGGAGGAACAGGAAGCAGCAGAAAUAGCUGCCGCCGCGGCCCGCGCGCCCGGCCCCCUCCCCCCUGCGAGCCCGUUGCCACGGAGACCGGCUCGCGCGAGGCUGUGCGGGCGGCCGCGGCCUCCGGCGCCCCGGCCCGCGCAUGCGCCCGGGGCCAGCCCCGCGCGACGGACGCGGGGUGGGGGGGGCGCCGAGGAGGGGGUCAAACGCUGCAGCUCAGGCCCCACCCGGACCCCCAAACCUGCCUAGCUGCCCGCUUGGAUGGGAAGGAAAAAAAAAAAAGACGAAAAAGCUAA
Molecule: messenger RNA, 747 nt
Organism: Rangifer tarandus platyrhynchus (Svalbard reindeer)
Lineage: Eukaryota; Metazoa; Chordata; Mammalia; Artiodactyla; Cervidae
Source: the annotation of a GenBank genome assembly